AUGCGCACCUCCGCCUCCCCGAACCGCUCGAAACAGUCGUGGCAUUCACGCCUGCCUUUCUCCUCCAAGAGUCGCCCUGGACAGAACGAGCAUCGCCUCAGUCGCGAGAACACACGCCAGUCAAGGCGAUCGACCAGCUCGAAGAGGAACAAAUGGUGGAAGACUCGACUGUUCCGUGGCAUGGUCAACGAUAUCAGGAGAAGGGCGCCGUUCUACUGGAGCGACUGGAAAGAUGCGUGGGACUAUCGCGUGGUGCCUGCUACCGUCUAUAUGUAUUUCGCGAAUAUCUUGCCAGCCUUGGCUUUCUCCCUCGACAUGUUCGCAAAGACCGACCGGAGCUAUGGCGUAAAUGAGGUACUCUUAGCAUCCGUUCUCGGCUCAGUGGUCUUCUCCGUGUUUGCUGCGCAGCCGCUCGUCAUUGUGGGCGUUACUGGUCCUAUUACUGUCUUUAAUUACACCGUAUACGAUAUGAUAGCAUCUCGUGGCACGAACUACUUCGCCUUCAUGUGCUGGAUUGGCAUAUGGUCUCUAAUUUUCCACUGGAUCCUCGCCAUUACGAACUCAUGCAACGGCCUGAAAUAUGUCACUCGUUUCUCCUGCGACAUAUUCGGUUUCUACGUAGCCUUCAUCUAUCUGCAGAAGGGAAUCCAAGUACUCACUCGCCAAUGGGAAGUGAGUGAUGCAUCCGCAUAUCUCUCCAUCGCGGUGGCUCUCCUGGUCACAGGAAUAGCUUACAUCUGUGGUAUCAUCGGACACUCCACACUCUUCCAGCGCCACCUCAGGAAGUUCAUCGAAGACUAUGGGACCCCGUUGACGAUCGUCUUCUUCACCGGCUUCGUUCACAUCGGGAAGAUGGCCAAUAUCGAAACGCUGAAGCUUCCUACGUCUCGCGCCUUCUUCCCAACCACUGACCGAGGUUGGUUCAUCCAUUUCUGGGAUAUUAGCGUAGGAGAUGUGUUCCUCGCCAUUCCGUUCGCCAUCAUACUGACGAUCCUAUUUUGGUUCGACCACAACGUCUCCUCCCUCAUCGCUCAGGGGACCGAGUUUCCACUUCGGAAGCCAGCAGGCUUUCAUUGGGACAUCUUCCUCCUCGGCCUCACCACUGGUGUCGCGGGUCUCCUAGGUAUUCCUUUCCCGAAUGGUCUGAUUCCCCAGGCACCUUUCCACACCACCUCCCUGUGUGUCACACGGACGGUCUCGGAUACGGACGACGAGGCAAACAAGGGGCAUACACACCGCAUAGUCGAUCACGUGGUUGAGCAACGCGUUUCGAACCUCGCUCAAGGACUUCUGACUCUCGGUACUAUGUCCGGUCCUCUUCUCAUCGUGCUCCACCUGAUCCCUCAAGCCGUCCUCGCAGGCCUUUUCUUCGUCAUGGGAAUUCAGGCCCUAGAAGCAAACGGUAUCACGCUCAAGAUUUUGUUCCUUGCCAAAGACAAGUACUUGACCUCACGCUCCGAUCCUUUAAUGCGUAUUGAACGCCGAAAAGCCAUCUGGGUCUUUAUCGCGCUGGAGCUUAUCGGAUUCGGAGCUACCUUCGCCAUCACCCAGACGGUCGCGGCCAUUGGGUUCCCAGUUUUCAUCCUUCUGUAUAUCCCUAUGAGAACGUGGGGAAUGCCGAGAUGGUUCACACCCCAUGAGCUCGGUAUCCUGGACGCGCCAACCGCUAGCCCGUUCACGAUGGAGAGCGUUGGCGGUAAUCAUGGCCAAACACUCGAGGCCGAUUUCAGCGGCCCAUCGGAGUACGGAAGCGAGGAGGCUAUAGACGACAGCGAUGAGGCCGAGCGUGGUGAAGCUCGUAGCAUGAAGAGCGACGAGAUUAUCCAGGAGGGAAUACGAAAUGCAGAGGGCGCAGGUAGACGGAGGAGCAGCAUGAGAAUCCCAGCGGGUAUCGAGCUGGAUAAUCUGACGAAGGAUUGA
Messenger RNA from Trematosphaeria pertusa, 1920 nucleotides. RefSeq lists its product as uncharacterized. Lineage: Eukaryota; Fungi; Ascomycota; Dothideomycetes; Pleosporales; Trematosphaeriaceae. Gene Ontology annotation, cellular component: fungal-type vacuole; plasma membrane. The coding region runs from base 1 to 1920 and encodes 639 amino acids. Gene Ontology annotation, biological process: transmembrane transport; monoatomic anion transport; monoatomic ion homeostasis. The record is from RefSeq and is a predicted model, not a curated record. The transcript has 4 exons. Gene Ontology annotation, molecular function: borate efflux transmembrane transporter activity; solute:inorganic anion antiporter activity.